AUGGAGAAUAAUGAUAGCACAGCUGAUCAACGAAAAUUGUCAACAUCGUCUUGUACAUGUCAUCGUCCAAGUCCAUACAAUGAACAGCAGCUCUGGUCAUUACAGAAAGCAUUUUUAUAUAGCUUUAAUUUAUUUAUAGAUAAAACAAGUACCAUGUCACAUUGGUCAUAUGGCCUAUCUUCAAUUGGUUCAUCAUUAACACAUGCACAACGUACAAAAAUGAUAAAUUAUGCUAAAUACGACGUGAUGGCGGUAACUUAUCUCAUCAAACCAAUUACUGAACAAUGGUCGUUUACAAGAACAAAAGAAUCAAGCAUUGAAGAAAUGUUUAUUACAUUUCAAUCAACACGACCACCACCAUUACGUCAACAAAAAUCGAAAAAGAAGAAAAAAAAUAUUAAUAUUCAAAAAUUGUCGAAAAUAUUUACAUCCAUUCAGGAUCCUGAUUAUGAAUUAAUUUCAUCAGAUGAUGAGAUAUAUUUAAAUCAAUUAAUUGAACCAAAUGAUUAUAAAAAUGAACAAGAUAAUAAUAAUAAUAAUAAUAAUAAUAAUAAUAAUAAUAAUAAAAUUAAUUUAUUACAAGAUCAAAUCGAACCAAUUGAUGCUGAUUAUAUACUAAUUAUUAAUGAUGAUGAACCAAUUGAACAAAUUCAACAACAAGAACCUGAACCAGUUAAUGAUAAUUUAUUAAAUGAUGAUAGAGAUGAACCAGCACCAACGAAACGAUACACAAAGAAUCAACAACGAUCCGUACAAGCCCGACAUAGAAAAAAAUCAUCGAAGAAAUAG
This is a messenger RNA of Rotaria sordida, 789 nucleotides long. The record is from the annotation of a GenBank genome assembly. Lineage: Eukaryota; Metazoa; Rotifera; Eurotatoria; Philodinida; Philodinidae.